GCAACACGAUGCUCACUUACUAUCAAAGGUCAAUACGUUAAUAUAUUCACACUGCGGCAAUGUUACCUUGACCCGGAUACCGGUAUCUACCAACCAGAAUGCGUCUUUUAUCCAGACGUAAAUGGUCAGACGGCUAAGGCAUCUAUUAUGUAUGGGCAAUUUAUAGAAUCGGUUUAUACAUACUGCCACAGUGAUUCUGGUGAUCCAUCGGGUUAUCACAACGUUGAAGCGCCACAUAAACACAACAUAAUGUGUAGUAGUAAAAGUUCAUGGGACGUAAUGCUAGAAUCAGAUGAUUUUAAAAAGAACAACAAUCCACCUAUUGAAGGAGAGGUGAAUACCGAGCCGAUCUUUCGUAUUGUUCAAGCCAGAGAAAGGAGAGUUGUUUUGGUUUUAGAUACCUCUGGAAGUAUGUCGGGUGUACCACUAGAGAAGCUUCUUCAAUCAGCUACACAUUACCUACGUUAUACCAUUGACGAGGGUAGCUAUGUCGGCAUUGUUGAAUUCGACACAGUUUCCAACGUAUUGUCCGAAUUGGUCUACAUUUCUAAUAACGAUACAUCUCGGGAGACGUUGGUGGGGGUGUUGCCAAAAGUAGCUAAUGGUGGAACAAGUAUCGGAUCAGGAGUAUUGGAAGGAAUUGCAGUUCUCUCGCGAAACGACGAAAACCCAGCUGGAGGAUAUCUUCUGGUCAUCAGUGAUGGACAAAAUACUAACUCUCCUGGAAUUAAUGACGUCAUAGAUGAUAUAAUUGAUGCCGGAGUCAUAGUAGACACUAUUGCUUUCACUGACGCAGCUGACAAUGAAUUAAGCACCUUAAGCGAAGUUUCGGGUGGAAUCGCUUUCUUUUUCGCUGGCGAUUCAGAUAUUUCUGUUCUUAAUAAUGCAUUUACCGCUACCGUAACCACACGGCCAGAUCUUAGUACACAAUCACUUCCAAUAACGCUAUACAGUGAUUCUCUAACAGCACCGCGUGGUGAUGCAAACGUCAGCGAUUCUGUUUUCAUCGAUUCCACCGUAGGUAUUGAAACAGUGUUCACGUUUUCCUGGAUCGGGGAUUUAAUCCAGGUGUGGCUAGAAUCACCGGAUGGAAACUUUGUUGAUCAAAGUCAAUACAUUAUCGAUACGGACACGAAUAUUAUCACAAUCAAGAUAAAUGACACGGCGAUGUCCGGUGACUGGGUAUUUACAAUUGGAAAUGUCAACAGGAUAUCAGCAUCGCAAGUGGUCACCAUCACCGUAACUUCAAAACAAUCUUCCGAUGAGGAUCCCAUUGAGGUACAAGCUUUAGUCAGUAAUCCUACAAUCGACUUCUCGACAGAACCUGUGAUAAUCAUCUAUGCAAUCGUCACAAAAGGUUACCUACCUGUAAUCAAUGCCCAGGUGUAUGCUAGCGUUGAAGGUCCUGAUGGUAUUACAGAAAUUCAGCUUCUUGACAACGGAGCACAACCAGAUAUAACGAAGGAUGAGGGGGUCUAUUCCGGUUAUUAUUUAGAAUUUUCAGGUAAAGGUCGUUAUAGUGUCGACAUAAAAGUGAACAACUCAGCCAAGACGGCAAUGGUUAACAUGGCAAAGGCUACCGGAUCAUUACCGAUUAAACCAGAAUCAAUUAAUGAGGAUUUACCUGUAUUUGAGCCGACGGGAAUGUUUGUUCGUACGACUUCUGGUGGGGCAUUCCAGGUCGAAAACUAUGUCAACGAUCCUACAGAUAAUUUAGCACCUUCUCGAAUUCUGGAUCUCAGUGUAUUAAAGACUUCAUACAGUGAGCAAAGCGUAGCUCUUCAGUGGACAGCUGUCGGUGAUGACUUUAACAAAGGAACUGCAACAAAAUAUGAAUUGAUGGCUGCAAGUCAGUACUCACAACUUCUCUACGAUUUCGCUAAUUCAAGAUUGGUAACGAAUGAUGACCUAAUCAGGGGAAAUAUGUCUAUUAUUAGCCCAGCCGGCACUAGGGAAACGGUCACCAUAAGAGUUCCAACACGUGGUGAGAAUGCAACAUACUUCUUUGCUAUUCGUGCUUACGACGAGGCAGAUAAUUACGGAGAGGUUUCUAAUAUUGUGUCUGCGAACAUGGAAUACAUCCCACCAAUUCCCGAAGAUCCCGGCACGCGUACUGCACUCUGGGCCACCCUAGGUACAUUAAUAGGAAUUGCUCUAAUCGCUGGAGUAAUUUUCGCAUUUACUCGACACAGUAAAAAACAGAAAGAAAAACAAAGUAAAGUAGAAAGUUCUGGAAACGUGAACAGUGGAAUGGACAAUGCUACACCUGAACCUUAGGAUAAAUGUCUUUUUUUUUUUUAAACCUUGAAUAGAUAAUAUUGUAAAUAUUAAUACAUAGUAGUAGUGAUAUAAAAAAUCACAGGUCCUUCUGUUGGUUUUUUUUCUGACGAAAUUUAAACCUUAAAUAGAUAUUUUUGUAAAUAUUAAUAAAUAUAAAAAAUCGCAGGUCCUCCAUUGAAAGAUACAGGCCUAUUAUCAUAUUAUAAGUAACGAAACAGCUUACAUAAAGGCAUCUAAAGUUGUAAUGAUAUAACUAUUAGAUUGAAUAAGAUUGGUCUAUCUAGGGUUUUAGAUUUAUUGAAAUAAUACAACUAUUGUUAUUAAACCGUAACUAUUGUUAUUAAACCGUAAAAGUGUAUAUGGUGGCCUAUAAAACACAAUACAAAAGAAGUUGGAUACCAUACUUCAAUAGAUGAUUGGCAUUGUAAGUGUCGAUUUGUAUUUUUUCUGCAUAAAAGAAUUAAAGAGAGAGGUAACAUGUUAGUAAGCACAACA
Anneissia japonica is the source of this 2775-nucleotide messenger RNA. Its product is annotated as calcium-activated chloride channel regulator 1-like. The record is from RefSeq and is a predicted model, not a curated record. NCBI's taxonomy places the organism in Eukaryota, Metazoa, Echinodermata, Crinoidea, Comatulida, Comatulidae. The transcript has 9 exons. Bases 148 to 2277 code for a protein of 709 amino acids.